CGCAGUUGGGGUGUGCGUAUGAGUGGCUCACCGGUCCUACCGCAGCUGCUGAUAGCUUAGCCGUAAUGCUUUCCCGCUCCAGAUGUUUCUCCCGGACUCUAGGGCGCUCUCUCUCUGCUAUAAGCCAGGCGAACAACGCGUUGGGGCGGAGGACGGUGUCAGGACUUGCCGCCUGCCGUCGGGUUGCCUAUGAAAACAGCCGCCUGGAAUGUGACACCAGGGGCAGCGUCUUCCACAUCCGAUUCUUCAGGACCUCUUCAGCUCGCCAUGAUGAAGUUGUCACCAUUAACACACCCGCAUUCGCGGAGUCGGUCACAGAGGGGGACGUGAGGUGGGAGAAAGCUGUUGGGGACACGGUCGCUGAGGAUGAAGUGGUGUGUGAAAUCGAGACUGAUAAGACCUCUGUGCAGGUGCCCUCCCCAGCCGCAGGCGUGAUCGAGGCCCUCCUCGUGCCCGAUGGAGGGAAGGUGGAAGGUGGAACACCCCUCUUCAAGCUUCGGAAAGGAGCUGGUGCUGCCAAAGCUGCCGACGCACCCCAGCCCGCGGCGCCCAAAGCAGAGGCUCCAGCCGCGGCACCUCCUCCACCACCGCCGCCCCCUCCCCCUCCCCCUCCCGCUUCAGCCCCAGGACCCAUCCCCACCAGCAUGCCCCCUGUACCCCCCGUGCCAGGACAAGCCUUCGAUGCCAAACCAGUUUCUGCUGUCAAACCCACGGCAGCCCCCGCUGCCCCAGUGGUCCAGGCGGGUACUGCAGCCAAAGGGUCCCGAUCAGAGACCAGGGUAAAGAUGAACCGCAUGAGGCUGAGGAUCGCCCAGAGACUGAAGGAGGCACAGAACACCUGCGCCAUGCUGACCACCUUUAACGAGAUCGACAUGAGCAACAUCCAGGAGAUGCGGAAGCUGCACAAAGACGUGUUCCUGAAGAAGCACGGUGUCAAGCUGGGCUUCAUGUCCGCCUUCGUCAAGGCUGCCGCCCACGCGCUCACCGACCAGCCCGCUGUCAACGCCGUUAUCGAUGACACAACCAAAGAGAUUGUAUACAGGGAAUACGUUGACAUUAGCGUGGCUGUGGCAACGCCGAAGGGACUUGUUGUACCAGUGAUCCGGGGGGUGGAGUCAAUGAACUUUGCUGACAUCGAGAAAACCAUCAACGAGCUGGGAGAAAAGGCCCGCAAGAACGAGCUGGCCGUGGAGGACAUGGACGGCGGGACGUUCACCAUCAGCAACGGGGGUGUGUUCGGCUCCAUGUUCGGGACGCCCAUCAUCAACCCGCCGCAGUCCGCCAUCCUCGGCAUGCACGGGAUCUUCGACCGGCCGGUCGCCGUCGGCGGCAAGGUGGAGAUCCGCCCCAUGAUGUACGUGGCUCUGACGUACGACCACCGCCUGAUCGACGGCCGAGAGGCGGUCACCUUCCUACGGAAGAUCAAGUCCGUGGUGGAAGACCCCCGCGUCCUGCUCCUGGACAUGUGAUCCCUGCGGCGCAAGAAUCCGAAACCCAUCCGACAACAGCCUCCGUUACACUAGCAAUGGCUAAACCCAUCCCCUCCGCCCCCAAAACUCCUCCCAGUGUUCAUCACGGCAUUUGAUUAAUUACGUCAUUUAAGUAAGAGAGGGAAUCAAAUGUUCAGAUUGCUGACAUACACAGUGAAGAGAUUCUGGAGUUCAGUGACAAAGAACUCAUCAUUAAUGAAUUUCUCAGGCACAGUUUCCAGUGGAACAGGUUUCUGUCUUGGUGUGACGAGGUAAGCUGUCCCACCCUGUAGUAGGUUUUUUUUUUUUUUUCGUCUCACUAUCUCAUGGUCUGCUAGGGAAUAUUUGAGUGUUAUAAAUGACAUUCUGAAUGGAGGGGGAAAAAGGUGUACAUUCAUAUAUUGAUCUUUGUACUCACGUGGAAAGGAGAGACCACUGUGUAAUGGUUGCAUAGCCUAUGAGAAGAGAUCUCGCAAAACCAGAAGCGUUAUAUACCGCACAGAGUUGUUCAAAGUAUGUUUUUGUACUUGGGCACAUCAUUUAAACUGUUGGGUUUUGUUUCCCCCCCCCGAAACGCACAAUCGGCUAUGUCUUUCACAUAAGUCUGAAAUCUGAUUUGUCAACCACCCUGGGAACAGAUACUCUGUCAAAACUUAUUUAAGAAAAGUAAUUUUAAACAUUAAAAAGAAAGCAUACUAGUGUUUUA
Megalops cyprinoides (Indo-Pacific tarpon) is the source of this 2175-nucleotide messenger RNA. Its product is annotated as dihydrolipoyllysine-residue succinyltransferase component of 2-oxoglutarate dehydrogenase complex, mitochondrial-like. Gene Ontology annotation, cellular component: oxoglutarate dehydrogenase complex. The record is from RefSeq and is a predicted model, not a curated record. Gene Ontology annotation, biological process: tricarboxylic acid cycle. Bases 66 to 1469 code for a protein of 467 amino acids. NCBI's taxonomy places the organism in Eukaryota, Metazoa, Chordata, Actinopteri, Elopiformes, Megalopidae. The transcript is spliced from 15 exons. Gene Ontology annotation, molecular function: dihydrolipoyllysine-residue succinyltransferase activity.